GUAGAGAAUGUUGUUGCGGAAAAGAACAUCAUGCAAAAGGUGUCGCAUCCGCUGAUUGUCAAUCUUUCGGCGUCGUUUAAAGACCCCUCGUAUGCGUAUCUGGUCAUGGACUUCUUAGUAGGCGGUGAACUGUUUACACUAAUCAAACUAAGUCGUCGAUUCAGCGAAACUAUCACCCGGUUCUACAUAGGCGAG
This is a messenger RNA of Sphaeroforma arctica JP610, 195 nucleotides long. RefSeq lists its product as hypothetical. NCBI's taxonomy places the organism in Eukaryota, Ichthyosporea, Ichthyophonida. The transcript has a single exon. The record is from RefSeq and is a predicted model, not a curated record. The annotation marks the transcript as partial. Gene Ontology annotation, biological process: intracellular signal transduction; peptidyl-serine phosphorylation. Gene Ontology annotation, molecular function: protein serine/threonine kinase activity; ATP binding.